AUGGCUUUAGAACUGGGAUACACUGCCGAUUACCACGUCCAUUUGCGGCAGGACAAGAUGAUGAAGCUCGUCACGCCGACCGUCAAGCAGGGAGGAGUCUCGAUCGCGUACAUCAUGCCAAAUCUGGUGCCUCCUAUCACCUCUUUGGACCAGGUCGUCAAGUAUAAGCAGGAGUUGGAGCAGGAGUGCGACUCCACCACUUUUUUGAUGACAUUCUAUCUCAGCCAGGAGCUGACACCUGAGCUGGUGGAGGAGGCCGCAUUGAAGAAGGCCAUCAGAGGAAUCAAGUGCUACCCUGCGGGAGUCACCACGAACUCGAACGCUGGAGUCGAUCCGAACGACUUUUCGCAAUUCUACCCGAUCUUCGAGGUGAUGCAGAAACACGGCCUGGUUUUGAAUCUCCAUGGCGAGAAACCGUCCACCUCCAACGGCGACGGCAAAGAUAUCCAUGUUCUCAACGCCGAACCAGAGUUUCUGCCGGCGCUGUUCAAGUUGCACGCAGACUUCCCAAAGCUCAAGAUCGUCCUUGAACACUGCACUACCAAGGCCGCUGUUGACGCAAUCCACGAGAUAAACAAAGACCUCAAACAGGGCGAGCAGCCGAACGUUGUGGCAUCCAUCACGGCCCACCACCUGUAUCUGAUCGUGGACGACUGGGCAGGCAACCCAAUCAACUUCUGCAAACCGGUUGCCAAACUGCCGGACGACAAAAGAGCACUCAUCGCGGCAGCCACCUCCGGAAAACCGUACUUCAUCUUUGGCUCCGACUCUGCUCCCCACGACGUCCGCAAGAAAGCAGUGCACACGGGUGUCUGCGCAGGUGUUUACACCCAGCCGUUCGCUAUCGCCUAUUUGGCAGAGGUGUUUGAGAGUCAAGGAAAACUGGACAAAUUGAAAGACUUUGUUUCGACCUUUGGUAACGCGUUCUAUACCAUGGACGAGUCCAAGCUGCGCUCCAAGCAGAAAUGCUGGCUCGUGCCGAAAGAGUCGGUCGUGGCACAAACAGUGUCAACACAGGACCUGUCGGUGGUUCCAUUCCGUCCUGGAGCCAAGCUCAAGUAUUCCGUCGAAUGGAGAUAA
Ogataea philodendri is the source of this 1080-nucleotide messenger RNA. RefSeq lists its product as uncharacterized. Gene Ontology annotation, biological process: pyrimidine nucleotide biosynthetic process; 'de novo' pyrimidine nucleobase biosynthetic process. Gene Ontology annotation, cellular component: cytoplasm. The record is from RefSeq and is a predicted model, not a curated record. The transcript has a single exon. The coding region runs from base 1 to 1080 and encodes 359 amino acids. Gene Ontology annotation, molecular function: dihydroorotase activity. Lineage: Eukaryota; Fungi; Ascomycota; Pichiomycetes; Pichiales; Pichiaceae.